This is a messenger RNA of Recurvomyces mirabilis, 1074 nucleotides long. RefSeq lists its product as uncharacterized. Gene Ontology annotation, cellular component: microtubule; cytoplasm; membrane. The transcript has 2 exons. Gene Ontology annotation, molecular function: GTPase activity; microtubule binding. The record is from RefSeq and is a predicted model, not a curated record. Lineage: Eukaryota; Fungi; Ascomycota; Dothideomycetes; Mycosphaerellales; Teratosphaeriaceae. The coding region runs from base 1 to 1074 and encodes 357 amino acids.
AUGGAUCUGACUUCUACUCACAGCGACUUCGCCAACCAGGGUAUCAUCACGAAAUGCCAGAAAGUCGACAAGGAAGGUCAGCGUACUUUAGGCAUCAUUACCAAGCCCGAUUACCUGAAGACAGCUGCAAGCGAGAGCUUGUGGGUCAAUCUCGCGCAGAACAAGAACAUAUACUUUGAGCUCGGCUGGCACAUGCUGGAGAAGAGGUCUGAGGAUGAGAUGGACAGCUCGUUAGAGCAGCGUAACAAGGCGGAAGAAGCAUUCUUUGCCAAGGGUAAGUACCGUGACCUCGCCGCACACAACAAAGGUAUCACUACUCUGCGCACGCGCCUCGCCCAACUCCUCUAUCGCCACCUGAAGAAGGAACUACCGCAGCUCCAGACCGAUCUCAGCAGCAAGUACGAGCAGACUCUGGCUGGCUUGCAGCAUCUUGGCCUCAAGCGCUCUACUGCUACCGAGCAGAAGCGCUUCCUCAUGGCCGUCACCACGGAGUACCAAGCCACAGUCAAUGGCGCAGCUGAGGGUCAUUACGCUCUUCCCUUCUUCGGCUCCAUUGACACGACCAAAGGCUUCGAAGACGCCGGCAAUAUGCGUCGUCUUCGUGCAGCAGUACCACAUCUCAACCUGCAAUUCGCUGGGCAAAUGCGUCAGGGGGGUCACAAGUUCCGUGUUCAAUCAAGCGAUGGCACUUCUGGCCCAAACACUAUGGAUGAGAGGGAGCCAGACCUCAUGGACGAAUAUGCCGAAGCAAAGUCUCUACAGCGUUCAAUGUCCCGCAAGGACACCGUGGAGUGGGUCAAGGAGCUUCUCGUCCGUACUCGUGGUCGAGAGCUGCCAGGCAACUUCAACCCGCUUCUGAUGUCUCAGCUGUUCGGGGCAAUCCAAGCAUUGGGAGGAGUUGGCCAUGGCACAUAUCAACCGGAUCCAUGUUCUGUGCCGCACAUUCGUCUACGCUGCUAUGGACAAGGUCGUCAUCGAGGAGAUCGCUCGUCUUCUCAAGCAGCUCAAGCUCGAUGCUGCUUUGAAGGAGCGCCUCGACAGUGCGAUACAGGAGCUCGGCACGAUUAUCGUUGA